Molecule: messenger RNA, 867 nt
Organism: Penicillium samsonianum
Lineage: Eukaryota; Fungi; Ascomycota; Eurotiomycetes; Eurotiales; Aspergillaceae
Product: OB-fold domain-containing protein
Exons: 3
Coding region: 37-867 (276 amino acids)
Biological process (GO): nucleotide-excision repair; DNA replication; double-strand break repair via homologous recombination
Cellular component (GO): site of double-strand break; chromosome, telomeric region; DNA replication factor A complex
Source: RefSeq, a predicted model, not a curated record
CCAGAACAAGAACAUCCCGAGAAAAAAGAUGAACCGAUGGCAACGGUCAACAAUGAGACCCUCGUAUUCUACCCCGCGUUCUGCUUCAAGGCGUCACCAACGCACUUUACCUGGGUGAAAAUGGGCGCGGCCGAUGUGCAUCGUCUCCGACAAUCGAGUGACUUUGUGGGCCAAAAUAUCUUCUUCUACAACAACCACCCAAUCCAAUUUGUCAGCCUAGUAGGCGUCAUAGUAGCGCGAACAGAUAUCCCACGACGCACAAUCCUAACACUAGACGACAGCAGCGGCGCAACAAUCGACAUAACCGUACUAAAAAAGACCUCACCAAAACCCAGCGCCACUAGCCAGGCAACCCCCCUGCAACUUCAAAAGAAACAGCAUGCAACAACAGCCACCAACCUCACCCAAGAAACACACGUAACCUCCAAAGACCACGACGAGAUAGACAUCUCAGCUCUCCAACCAGGAACGCUAGUCCGGGUAAAAGGGACACUGUCAAACUUCCGCUCGCAGAUGCAGUUACAUCUCGAGCGGUUCUGGCUCGUGCGCGAUACGAACGCCGAAAUGCAGUUCCUGGAUACCCGCCUGCGGUUCUUUAUUGAGGUCUUGUCUGUGCCGUGGGUGUUGACUGACGAGGAGAUCGAGACGCUGCGUGGUGAUGCUGAGAGAUGUGAUGAGCGCGCGUUGGAGAAUAAGAGGCGCGCAGAGAGAAAUGCCAGGAAGAGGGUUGAGCGUGAAGAGAGACAUGCUAGGGCUAUUGCGCGCCGGUAUGAGAGGGAGGAGAUCGAGAGGGAGAGGGAGGUUAGGAAGAUUAGAGAGGAUGGGGAGAGGGUUAUGAGGAAGUUUGGGUUUGGGGGGUCGGGAUGA